AUGGAAGAUGGCGAUUCUGGAAGUCAAACAUCAAAUAUUAAAGAAGAAUUCGCUAAAGAAAGAAUAAGGGAUAGGAAACCUAAAUCCCGGGCUAUAUCGGUGACACAAUCGAAACUGAAUUUACGGGCACAAAUGAAACUAUUAGAAGAAGAUCGUCAGGAUCGAGAAAGUCAAAUAGGAUCAGUGCAUCGAUAUAUUUUGGAUAGUGCUGCAUUACUGCUUGGUGUAACAGUUGAUGAAUUAGUAGAAGGAAUUAUUGAUUCUGAUAGUUACAUAGAAACAUUCAAUACUUUGUUUCAACCAGGUGGACGAUGUGUGGGAAUUAUCCACUAUCAAAUGGGGGAUGCUCCAGACCUAUGGACUGGGCGUUAUAAUCCUACUUUACCUAAAGGCACUAAAAUAAAAUCAGCCGCUUUUUCAUCUGGCGAUAGUUUAGCAUUAACUGAUAUGGGUGUACUGGCUUAUCGACUGAAUGCAAAGAAACCAAUUGAAACCAAAAAUGUUGCUGAUGAUAUUUAUGUUCAAGCAAUAUUUGCUAGCCCUCCCGAAAAGACAGUAUGUGAUACAAUUGUAAGAUUGUUGGAAACAAGUAUUGUUCCAGCUAUUCAUGGACAGUCCGACUGGGGUGAAUUAAAUAAAACUGAACCUGGUCAUUUCAAACGAAACCAAUUUCUGGAUAAAUUUGAUCGAUUCAUUCAUUACAUGAAAGAGAUAAGAAAUAAUGUCGAUGCUCGUGUUACGUUUCACGUUGAUGAUGAAUUAUUCCAAAAUUAUUUACACUCACCAGCUGCAGCGAAACAAGCUUUGAGUCAAGUGGAUGUGUAUAAAGCAAUACAUUCUCAAGUGCGACAAUGGAUUCGUCAAAUGAAUCAUGUAAUUGUUGAAAGAAAUCAACUACGUCGUGAAGAUGAUAGCUUUGGGCCUUUUAAAGAAUUAGACUAUUGGCGACGUGAAUUAGCUAAAUUUGAAAGUGUUAUCGAACAAAUUAAAAGCAAAAAAUGCCAUAUGUAUAUUUUUUAUGUGAUGGCAUCUAAAUGUGAUUUAGGAAAGGUUUGA
Molecule: messenger RNA, 1056 nt
Organism: Chrysoperla carnea
Lineage: Eukaryota; Metazoa; Arthropoda; Insecta; Neuroptera; Chrysopidae
Product: dynein axonemal heavy chain 8-like
Exons: 6
Coding region: 1-1056 (351 amino acids)
Biological process (GO): microtubule-based movement
Cellular component (GO): dynein complex
Molecular function (GO): dynein intermediate chain binding; minus-end-directed microtubule motor activity; dynein light intermediate chain binding
Source: RefSeq, a predicted model, not a curated record